Messenger RNA from Neogale vison (American mink), 712 nucleotides. Its product is annotated as polyubiquitin. The transcript has a single exon. Bases 93 to 554 code for a protein of 153 amino acids. Lineage: Eukaryota; Metazoa; Chordata; Mammalia; Carnivora; Mustelidae. Gene Ontology annotation, biological process: protein ubiquitination; modification-dependent protein catabolic process. The record is from RefSeq and is a predicted model, not a curated record. Gene Ontology annotation, molecular function: ubiquitin protein ligase binding; protein tag activity. Gene Ontology annotation, cellular component: nucleus; cytoplasm.
GAGCGGCUGGCAUUGUCGGGUGUGGGUGUCUUGGCGUUUGAGUGAGUCGACGUGAUUGCGUUCAGUGUCGUUCCACUCGCUAACAGGUCAAAAUGCAGAUUUUCGUGAAGACCCUGACCGGCAAGACCAUUACCCUGGAGGUGGAGCCCAGUGACACCAUCGAGAAUGUGAAGGCCAAGAUCCAAGAUAAGGAGGGCAUCCCCCCUGACCAGCAGAGGCUUAUCUUUGCUGGCAAGCAGCUGGAAGAUGGCCGCACUCUUUCUGAUUACAACAUCCAGAAAGAGUCCACCCUGCACCUGGUCCUGCGCCUGAGGGGUGGCAUGCAGAUCUUCGUGAAGACCCUGACCGGCAAGACCAUCACCCUGGAGGUGGAGCCUAGUGACACCAUUGAAAACGUAAAGGCCAAGAUCCAAGAUAAAGAGGGCAUCCCCCCUGACCAGCAGAGGCUUAUCUUUGCUGGCAAGCAGCUAGAAGAUGGCCGCACUCUUUCUGAUUACAACAUCCAGAAAGAGUCAACUCUCCACCUGGUUCUCCGUCUGAGGGGUGGCUGUUAAUUCUUCAGUUUUGAAUUCAUAGUGCCCAAUGAUGGCAUUGCUCUGCACUAUAGCCAUUUUGCCCCAAUUUAAGUUUAGAAAUUACCAGUUUCAGUAAUAACUGAGUCACUGGUUUUCUCAAUAGCUGUUCAAAAUGUUAAUAAAAGUUUUGUUGCAUG